Messenger RNA from Caretta caretta (loggerhead turtle), 685 nucleotides. Lineage: Eukaryota; Metazoa; Chordata; Testudines; Cheloniidae. The record is from RefSeq and is a predicted model, not a curated record.
GCAGUCGGUCGUACGCAUGCGCGCACGGACAGCGUCUCCAAACCGAGCCUCUACGCUGCUGUGUACGCACGCACGUUAACGGGCGCAAUACCAGACUGCGCCUGCGCCGGGGCGCGAGUCCUUCCCUCUCAAGGGUAUAAGGCAUGGAACCUGUUGCAAGAAAGAUCUUCAAAGGAGUUCUACUUUUGGAAGUGGCUGGGGUCGCUGGAGUGUAUUUACUAUUUUACAGAAUGGAUACAAGUCAAGAUUUUAGGCAUACAAUGAACAGGAGAUUUCCAUCCAUUUUGGAGGUUUAUUACAAAAGCAAUGAAUGGGCUGGAGUUUAUGGAAUAAGGGAGAACGACCGACUGAAAUGGCUAAGUGGCAAAAAUUAGAAGUAAGUAAAAACAGAAGCAGUGUAAAACAAAUGUCUGAUUCAUUUUCUUGACUUUUUGCCUUUGUGUUUAUUUUUCAGGCCUUUGUGUUUGAACUGUUUUUUCUUCUUGAUGAUAUUUUUCACAUCUCUGUUGUGAAGCCAGUUGUCACGCUCUGCUUCCCACUUGAGCUGUUUGAUACCUACAAGGGAAGAGGAGGAACAUGACAAAUAAGAGGUGGUGGAUAACUGAUGUAUCCUUUGAACACUGUUUGGAAUUUGAAUAAUCUACCCCCAAAUUCAUAAAACACCAAUAAAGUGUGAACUAUUGGA